This is a messenger RNA of Linum tenue, 3922 nucleotides long. Lineage: Eukaryota; Viridiplantae; Streptophyta; Magnoliopsida; Malpighiales; Linaceae. The record is from the annotation of a GenBank genome assembly.
CGCUCCACUGCUUUCCCUACCCCCAAUUCUCUGGCAAACGGCCAUGGCGUCGUGUGAUAUGGAGCUCGUGUACCCUAUUCCUCUUAUGGGGGAAAACUAUUUCGAAAAGCUGAACCAAUCAGCAAAAGAUGUCGUCGAUGAAAUUCGCAAAGAAACCCCAAAUUUCUCUCAGUUUAUCCAAGUUUUCUACGAGCUAAUGCAAUCGAAGCGCGACCCACCUCUGGAAGCCAUUUGGUUCUACUCAGCUCUAUCCUUCCGCUCCCUGAAGACGGGAAAUGAGGGUUCUUCCGAUCGACUCGCAGCCGUGAAACAACUCUUUCAGCUCGUCUCGGGUUGUUCCGCACCUUGCAGUGGCUCGACAAGCAUCGCGCUGCUGGCUCCGGUUGUCUUCGAGCUGUAUAAAUUGGUUCAAGAAGUAUUAAGCGGAGAUUUAGGGGCCAAGAGAGUGAAGAAACUGGUUAAAAAGGUUCAGUCUUUGAUUGGGUCUGUUCUCGGUUAUGUCGGUUUGUGUUCGGGGGCUUCGAGUGAAGAGAAGGAUUCGAGCUUGAUUGUAAAGUUUGCGGAUCUGGUCGGUGUGUGGAUGGAAGGGAAGGAAGAGGUGUCGUCGUUUUUGCCGCUUCUGAAUGAUGAAUUGCGCAGAGUGAUUGGUGCUGGUGGGUUUAGUGUGGAGCAGUUGGCUGGAGCUGUUACUGCGGAGUUAUUCCUGUUGAAGCUUUGCGUCGAUUUACGGGUUGGGAACAGAGGAGUGGAGAUGGAGAAGGAUUUGAAGGGUUGGAUUGUCGGGUCAAUUACUGGCUUUGGGAGCGUUUCUUUUUUUGAUAUUCUGUUGAGGAUGCUGCUAGAGCCGAGAUUACCGGUCGCUUCACUGCUGAGUUCUGAAGAGGAGAUCUUGCUGAGAACUACUUUGUAUGAUGCUGUCAUAUUGGUAGAGUACACUUCCCUCAAUCCUCGUACUGCAGUUGAUCUGCCUGCAGAGAAUUUCAUAAGCAUUGCCUUGAAGCGGCUGGUCCUCUAUCUUGAGGCCACAGAAUUUUUCAGGAAAGAAGGGAACCAUAAGAGGGCCAUUUCCUAUUCCAGUUCCUUCGCUGGUUCUCCAUUACCAUUGCAAAUAGCCAAAUUUGUCACAAGCCAGAUUGGCAUGGGGGAAGAAGCAGGCAGGUUGCAUGUUUCCUCUCCUAAGGCUCUCAUAAAAUGGUUGUUCUCCCUUGAGGGUCAAGGCAUAAGAAUAUAUGACGAUAGCAUCUCACGGACUCGUGUCAAACUUGCGCUUGAUUCUUCUUCCAAAGCUGAGAAUGUCGAACCGGAGGGAAAUAUAGUGGAUUCCGAUCUUCCGAUCUACAUUGAUAACAAGGGAGAAAAAGGAGAAGAUUAUGAUGAAGAAAAAGACGAAGAGGUGAACAAUGUAUCAAUGACGGCUGCCUUCAUGUCUGCUGCACACUCGAUGUCAGUGUUGGAAAGAGAAGAAGGUAAGAAACGGAAAGAAGGCCGAAGUGAGGGGAAGAACAAGAAGAAAAGAAGUAAACUUGUUGCUGCAGAAGAGCUAUCUGAUGGUACUUCUGAUUCAGAUGCAGUGCUCAGUGAUGAUGGUUCAAGCAGUGAGAGUGAAGUAGAGAACCCUACCAGUGACGAGGAUGCCUGACUUAUUAAUGAGUUUUUGGCAUUGGGAGAAGAGGACUGAGUCAAUCACAUUCGUGAAUGUAGUGCAAUCACAUUUUUAUUCCGAGUCAAUUGGAGAUGACAUUUUGUCUGCCUGAUCAGCUGCUAAAUGAGGCAACCUUUUAACCUUUGUAGCAUAGUGAAAGAGUGUAUUCUGAUUUUAUUAUUUGAACAAUGUGUUCUGUUGUCAUUACAAAAUAUUGGUGCGGUAAGGAUUUACAAUCGUAUUCUCUUCACUGCAUAAAUGUUAUGCAAAUAAACAACACUGUAGCACAUACGAAGGCAAGAAAACCCCUGUGCACAUUACUACACAGCCAAAAGACCUGAAGUCGCCAAUUUUUGCCUCCUUUGCUGAUAGUAUACACUCGUAUGCAAGUGUUCCAUCGAUCUAUUGCUUCCAAAAACUCUGCUCUGAAGUUGCAAAAUAUUCGGAACAUAGAAUCUGUUCAGAGGUUGCCGCAGUUGUUCAAUUCAAUGUCAAAAUGCUAGAUCAGUUCUUCUACAUGAUGACCUGCCUGCAAUAUCCCCAUUGCUACAACAGUUUGUCUUCUCCUGGACCAGAAUAAGUAAAUGUAAGGAAUGAAUGUACAUAGAAUACCUCCAAAUUCCAAUACAAAGCCGACCAAACCUAUUUGGUUGAUCCUAUAUACUAAACUCAGAAUUUCCUGUGGUUCAGCGAUCCUGAGCAUUAACUGAAAAUACUGAAAUGCCAACACGAGUAAAAGAACAGUUCUUUGGUGUUCUUUUUACAAAAGAAGAAAAUGACUUCUGAAAUGUACAAAGUCAAUCCCCUAGCAGUUAGCAGUACCAUGAGGUCUAUAAAUUAUAUUAUUGCAAAGAUAUUCACAUCGAUCAUUACAACAAAUAAGCACUUUGGCUGCAUUCAGAGUCACCAACUGUCUUGGCAAGAGCAAGAACCCAACUUAAAAUGAUGGAAGCGCUUAAAGUCGCGGAUUACUAUUUCUCGACUUGUAACAUACGAGAUAACCUUCAUAACUUCAUGGCAAUCCUCGCAUAUCCGCAGAUUCUUAAAAAUACGUAUAGGCAUACCAGGGCUGGCACUUAUGAGGGCCAAACCGAGAGCCAGUCUCUCACUGUGAUGCCAGAGAUGCUCAAUUUUCUCUCUGCUGCUGAUGUUAUGAAGCACAUUUUCUGUUUUUGGUAUAUAACCACUGAAUGACAGCCUUUGCUUCAAAUCCUGCAACUUAGCGUAGAUUUGUUCUGUCUUGGGAUGAGAACCAUCUUGAGAAACAAAGACAUGUACUUGACCAUCAACACCAACCCAGCUACAACCAGGUUCCUUCUUAAUGCCUUCCUCCGACAUCAAUACUCUGAUCUUCUGGACGUCGUCCCACCUACCUUUAGAAGCAAAAAUGUUCGAUAGAAAUAUGUAAGCUGAGUCCUCCUUGGGUUGGAGUUCAAACAGUUUCCUAGCAGCAGUUUCACCAAGGUCAAGAUUUCCAUGCAAUUUACAAGCUCCAAGCACAGUCUCCCAAAUUAAGGCAUGUGUGCUUAAUUUUUGCUCCUUAAUAAAGGCUUCAACCUCAUCAAACUGACCAGCCCGACUAAGAAUAUUGACCACGCAUGCAUAAUGCUCAAGCGUAGGUGUAAUCCCAUAAACUUUGCUCAUUGACUCAAAGUGCUUCUUUCCUUCCUCAACUAAACCCAUGUUGCUGCACACGGAUAGGAUGCUUAAGAAAGUCGCUUCAUCAGGUAAAAAUCCUUUCUCUAUCAUCAUUCUAUAGGCUUGAAGAGCAUUUUCCCCUUGGCUGUGGUAUGCAUAAACAGCAAUAAUUGUGUUCCAAGAGACUGCAUCUCUCAAAACCAUAUAUUUGAAAUUUGCCUCAGCAUCUUCCAAGCAUCCACAUUUUCCGUACAUAUCAGUGAUUGCAGUGGCCACAAUAAUGUCACCCGUGUGACCAGCUUUGACAACCAUAGAAUGUAGCUGCUGCCCUCCUUCCAGGGUUGCCAUAUGGGAGCAUGCAUUUAAACAGCUGGCAAUAGUGAACUCAUUGGGCUUUACCCCUUCACUUUGCAUAUCAACAAAAUGUUUCAAAGCCAUUUCUGGUUGAUUUGUUUUUGCAUAACCAUCAAUCAUAGUUGUCCAUGUAAAAAGGUCUCGAUCAACCAAUCUGUUGAACACUGCUACUGCAUCUUCUAUACAUCUCCCUUUCGCAUACAUAUCAAUAAGAGCAGUUCUGACAAAAUCAUUACUGUCAUUGCAGUUCUUAAUGAUGUGAGUAUGCACUUGCCUACCGAAAUGUAC